Aspergillus candidus is the source of this 787-nucleotide messenger RNA. RefSeq lists its product as uncharacterized. The record is from RefSeq and is a predicted model, not a curated record. The coding region runs from base 19 to 555 and encodes 178 amino acids. The transcript has a single exon. NCBI's taxonomy places the organism in Eukaryota, Fungi, Ascomycota, Eurotiomycetes, Eurotiales, Aspergillaceae.
GUUCAUCUCCUUUCGACUAUGAAAUUUCUCCUUCUCACCCAGGAAUCUGAUACUCAGCAUCAACAUGAGAUGUCCAUCCGUUUGCCCCAGCAACCAUCUUUGCAGUGUUCUCCUAACCACAUCCUCCCAGAUGACCCGAAGCCACGCAAACCCUCUUCGAGGACUCACUCAACCCAAUCAAGUCUUCAGAUACCAGAAGCCCCUGAACAGGCCCAGAACAGUCGAUCCUGUUACCCGGGUCACCCGGGUUGCAAUCAUGCAAGGCACCUGCCUGCACGAAACAAGGGGUGCUCACUCCAAGGCCACACAUUCUUCCUCUUGCAUGCAUCCCUUGAGUACCUGAAACAAUCCUCAAUGAAGGGAGUGGAAUGUUUUCAAAACUCCACACAUCUGGACUGCAGUCGACGAGUCACAUUGUGUUUGAUACUUUUUUCACUGUCUCAGUGGGAGAAUCUAACGAUGUCUUCCAUCUCUCAUCACGACGUGUUCUCUGUGCGGUCAACAGUGCUGCUAGACUUCCGGGGUUUUUCGCUUGUCUAUUCGAUGCAAGAAUAACUAGACGUUACCACCAAAUCACCCUUUCAUUAAUUAUACUACGAACUGUUGUCCCGUUCUCGAGUUACAUUGCAGUCACGAGAUCAGAGACAACCCUAAUCCCUCAUUUCAAACGUCAACUCGCAUUCUAAAGUACCGUUGAUCAAACGCUACUAUCUACCAUAAGUCUAUAUAGAGAUAUGAGCGCAGACAAGGAUAAAUACUAUACUAUUGACCAGAAUGUGAGUUUUUU